Messenger RNA from Gossypium arboreum, 1235 nucleotides. Its product is annotated as probable methyltransferase TCM_000336. The transcript is spliced from 4 exons. Lineage: Eukaryota; Viridiplantae; Streptophyta; Magnoliopsida; Malvales; Malvaceae. Gene Ontology annotation, biological process: methylation. The coding region runs from base 51 to 1214 and encodes 387 amino acids. Gene Ontology annotation, molecular function: S-adenosylmethionine-dependent methyltransferase activity. The record is from RefSeq and is a predicted model, not a curated record.
AUAUAUAUUAAUAAAACAAGCAAUAACCCCAAAAGUUGAUCACGGGCUUUAUGAAUUAUGAUAAUAUUUUGCCUUUAAAAGGAGACUCAAAGCAAUCCCCCGCUAAUUCCAAUUCACCUCUAAACAUGGAUGUCGAGAAAGUCUUUCAUAUGACUGGAGGAAUCGGCAAGACUAGCUAUGCGCAAAAUUCUGCUUUCCAGAAAAAGGCAUCAGAUACGGUGAAACAUAUAACCAUGGAAACGAUACAAGAACUUUACUAUGAAGUAACUCCCAAGAGCUUAGGCAUAGCUGAUUUGGGUUGCUCUUCUGGACCCAACUCCUUGUCCCUCAUCAAAGAUAUGGUCGAAGCUGUUGAAGGAACUAGCCAUAAAAUUUUCCAUCCCAUGCCAGAAUUUCGAGUUUACCUUAAUGAUCUUCCAACAAAUGACUUCAAUUCAGUGUUCAAGUCCCUGCCUGAUUUUUAUAAGGACCUUAAGAAAGACAGAAAUCAAGAGGGUCCAUCUAUUUUCAUAGCAGGCUACCCUGGUUCAUUUUAUGGAAGACUGUUCCCAUGCAAUUGCUUGCACUUCAUCUAUUCGUCUUACAGUUUGCACUGGCUUUCCAAGGUUCCUCCAGCUCUUUACGAUGAGCAUGGCAAGUCCAUCAACAAAGGAAACGUUUACAUUUCUGAAUCAAGCCCUCCAAGUGUGUCCCAAGCAUACUACAAGCAGUUCCAAGAGGACUUCUCAUUGUUCCUUAAAUCACGAUCAGAAGAGCUAGUCACAGGUGGGAGAAUGGUGCUGAUUCUCUUAGGAAGAAUAGGUCAAGAUCAUGUUGACAGAGGCAAUUCUUUCUUCUGGGAAAUCCUCUCAAGAUCCCUUGCCAUAUCUGUUUCUCAGGCAGAGAUUGAAAAGGAAAAGGUUGAUUCCUACGACGUGCAUUUUUAUGCAGCAUCAAGAAAUGAACUAGAAGAUGAAGUGAGAAGAGAAGGGUCGUUCGAAAUAGACAAGCUUGAGAUGUUUGAGAUAGAGAGGGAAGUGAAAAAUGGGGAGAGCUAUGGCACCGCAGUGGCUAUGACUGUGAGGGCUGUUCAAGAAUCCAUGCUUUGCGACCAUUUUGGAGAUGGGAUAGAUCUGGAUUCCUUGUUUAACAAUUAUGGGAAAAUGAUUGAUGAGGAAAUGGUUAAAGUAGAUAUUAAACCCAUCACUUUUGUCAUGGUUCUUAAGAAAUUAUGAAUGUCAUGCAAUUACGAGAAA